AUGGAUGGAUUUCAAGUGUUGCCCCCUAAUCGAUUAGUCCAUGUGACUCGUUUUGGCCUUGGUCACCGCUUAAUUCGGGCUACUUCAGCGUAUCAUCUCGCAAAGAUACUCGCGUUACCAAGGCUGAAGAAUCAGUGGGGCUCAUGUUCAAAAGACACAAACUGGAGAGGGAAGGACGGAAAUGAUGCCUAUAGCAUUUUCCCAUAUCUUUUUGGAAAUGAUGUUUGGAUCCUUCCAACAGAGUCGUCAAUCAAGCGUCAAGGAAAGAGAGUAAUUGUUCGGAACGAUGUAUACGGAUACAUACCAGGACAAAUCUACAAAAACUUUGAGCUACCAAUAGACAAGAGCAAUGAGAUUAGUGGGAAUGGCCCACUCGUGCUCAAGUUGAUGUCAGAUUCUGAGUUCUACAGCCAGUUGGUCGAUAACUAUAGAUUUCAAGCUGAAGUCCUUGAGUUCAUGGAGAAACAUAAAUUCCGAGAGCACGAAGUGGUUGGUCUUCAUAUCAGAGCUGGUAAUGGAGAGAAGACUCAUUUUGAAUGGUCUGGCAGAGGUAUAACGGAUGAAGAAGCUUUCAUUUCUGAUUCCAUCCAUCUUGUUGAGGCACUUGUUGAGAAACUUAGAUCGCUACAACGAAAAAAGCCUCUUGUGUUCCUCGCAACCGAUACACAACGUUUGAUCCCAGUCAUUCAGAAUGCAAUGAAGAAUAUUGGGGUUGAGACAGUACAUUUGGAACAGAUACGGGUAGAGGACAAUGGCGGCGUCACAUUCCAAGCAUUUGCAUCAAAGGAAGACGAUUGCUUGAAGGGUUGGCAAGCAAUGUUCUCUGAUAUGCUGCUUCUGGGCAAUGCCGACGUGGUGGUUGCUGCGCGUCACUCGUCAUUCACACAGAGUCUUCCUCUAUCACGUGUCUUCGAUAGGCACAGAGGGGAAGAAGGUCCCCACUUUUGUGAAGUCUCGAGUGAUGCAACCACAAUGACGUGCUUCGAAGAUAAGAAAACUUGGCUUUUUCGUCAGGAUGAAAAUAAGAUCUUUCAGAUAGAGAAUGGAAAUCAGACGAAAUCUUUUCCUCAGGUGACGCACAGAGUGCUUGUAAGUUUUCCCGAUGUCGAAACGCCAAACGAAAUGGAUACUGUUAUUGAAUUUCUUCAGAAACCAAGGAUCGGUAAUGAUACAGAUAUACUCAUGCAUACGUAUGGCAAGAAAGGCUUCAAUCCAAAAUAUAGGGGUCAAAAGAGUGAGAAAUCCAUGUGGACCUUCGCAUAUUCUUAA
This is a messenger RNA of Cylindrotheca closterium, 1269 nucleotides long. The record is from the annotation of a GenBank genome assembly. Lineage: Eukaryota; Bacillariophyta; Bacillariophyceae; Bacillariales; Bacillariaceae.